Penicillium cinerascens is the source of this 1056-nucleotide messenger RNA. Its product is annotated as transcription factor SUA7. The transcript has a single exon. Bases 1 to 1056 code for a protein of 351 amino acids. Gene Ontology annotation, molecular function: RNA polymerase II general transcription initiation factor activity; TBP-class protein binding. Gene Ontology annotation, cellular component: transcription preinitiation complex; nucleus. The record is from RefSeq and is a predicted model, not a curated record. Gene Ontology annotation, biological process: transcription initiation at RNA polymerase II promoter; transcription preinitiation complex assembly. NCBI's taxonomy places the organism in Eukaryota, Fungi, Ascomycota, Eurotiomycetes, Eurotiales, Aspergillaceae.
AUGGCUGCCAUGCCUGCUGUAGCGGGGUCCGAUGCGACCACCCCGUGGAAGAAAAACCUCUCCGCCACCAUUAUUUGCCCCGAAUGCAAGGAGGUGCCUCCCAAUUUGGAGUUCCCUGACUCCCACGAGACUGUCUGCGGCUCCUGCGGCCUGGUUUUGGCUGAUCGCGAGAUCGACAUGCAUUCCGAAUGGCGUACCUUCUCCAACGACGAUCAAAACAACGAUGACCCAUCCCGUGUCGGAGAUGCUUCGAACCCGCUGCUCAACGGUGACCAGCUUGAAACCUCGAUCGCUAGUGGCGCUUCGGGCCGUGCUCGCGACCUCUACCGUGCUCAGAACAAGCAGUCUAGCGAGAAGGCGAACAAGCAGCUUCUUGCGGCUUACAAGGAAAUCGGUGCCCUGUGCGAUGGCUUUAACAUCCAGACGAACGUGGCCACCACCGCCAAGUGGCUCUACAAGAUCGUGGACGACGCCAAGGCAUUCAAGGGCAAGUCCCAGGACGUGAUCAUCGCGGGCUGCAUCUUCAUUGCAUGCCGCAAAUGCAAAGUGCCUCGCACAUUCACCGAGAUCUUCGCCAUGACCAAAGUUACCCGAAAGGAGAUUGGCCGUAUCUACAAGCAGCUGGAGAAGUUCUUCCAGCAACAAAACAUCGACCGCCAGGCCCAGAUCCUGUCGAUGGGUGGUGUGGUCGACCCCAACGACACCUACACCACUACCACUUCCACCAAGCCCAGCGAGCUCUGCAACCGUUUCUGCAACCUACUCGACCUGCCCUACCAGGUUACCAGUGUCUCCUCUGCGCUCUCUGACCAUGUCACCAGCAUGGGCGAUCUCGCUGGCCGUUCCCCGUUGUCCAUCGUCGCGGCGUGCAUCUACAUGGCGUCGUACCUGAUGGGUCACGGCAAGUCUGCCAAGGAAAUUUCUCAGGUGGCACAUGUUAGUGACGGAACUAUCCGCGGAGCGUACAAGCAGCUCUACGCUGAGCGCGAGCGCUUGAUUGAUCCGGAGUGGAUCAAGGAUGGCAAGGGCGACAUGUCCAAGUUGCCUGUGAGCUAA